Molecule: messenger RNA, 1341 nt
Organism: Cajanus cajan (pigeon pea)
Lineage: Eukaryota; Viridiplantae; Streptophyta; Magnoliopsida; Fabales; Fabaceae
Source: RefSeq, a predicted model, not a curated record
AUGGAGGCCGAGAGAGCUGCAACUGGUGCAACAAGACCUACAGGGUCACAGGAGAGCCGGGACCUUGCUGAGUUCCAGAAAUGCCAUCCCCCACUAUUCACGGGAGAUGCGGAUCCAGAGGCUACUGACCGCUGGAUAUGUAAGUUGGAGAAGAUCUUUGCUGUUUUGGGAUGUUCUCCAGAGAAGAGGCUGGCAUAUGCUGUGUAUAUGCUGGUGGGAGAGGCUGAACAUUGGUGGAGAGGCACCUAUCAGAUGCUUGCUGCUAGAGGAGUUACAAUUGACUGGGAGUGCUUCUGGACGGUGUUCAUGGAGAAGUACUUUUCGGAAAGUGUGAGGCAUGCCAAGGAGGCAGAGUUUAUGCGACUGCAUCAAGGAGGGAUGACAGUUUCGGAGAAGUUUGCUGAUGGGUUGAGAUAUGAGUUGAAGAGGGUGGUGGUGCUUAUGGCCAUCAUUGAGUUCCCGGCCUUAGUGGAGAAGGAGAAAGUUGUAGAGCGGUUGGAAGGUGGUAACCGUGUUGCGAGGACUGCUGGGGGGCCAUCUGGGUCCAAGAAGGGUGAGAGUCAGAGGAAGCCGUAUGAUAGGCCCCAACCACAGCAAGGGAGUCCUGUUAUUAGGCAAUCUUCUAGUGCUGCUAGUGGAGGUAGACAGAGUGGAGGUGCCACUCUGAGAUGCUACAGGUGUGUUGGGCCCUAUUUUGUCAGGGACUGUCCACACACGGAGAACCGUUGUUUCAGAUGUCAUCAGAUGGGUCACGAGUUGGCUAACUGUCCUGCUAGGAACAGACCUAAGAGGAGCACUCAGAGGAGUGAUGUGCAGAGGGCUGAUACUCAGAGGAGUAGUGCACAGAGAGCUGAUACACAGAGGGGUGACAGACCCACUACUGCUGGUAGGAUAUUUGCCUUGACGGGUGCUGAGGCUUCGACUUCUUAUGAUCUUGUAAAGGGGAAAGGCAAAGCUGCUGGUAAGGAUGUGAUGAUUCUCUUUGACUCUGGUGCUACGCAUUCAUUUAUAUCUUAUGCAUGUGCUGCUAUGUUGAGUGUACCUAUGGAGGAUGAGCUGUUGAUUUCAGCUGGUCAAGCUGAGUCAUUGCUGAGAGAUGGGGCAGAGAGCUGUCUUCUGCUUGCCGCGUUGAGUGCUGAGACCGAGCGGGUCAUUUAUGAAAUUGAUGUAGCGCGGGAUUUUGCUGAGGUUGGACUUAAGCAGUUGCAAGACGCCGGGCUAGUGAAGCUUCUUGGUUUGCUGGGUACCGAGAAGGCUGUUGGCUUUGAGCUGGGAGAAUAUGGAAUCUUGAGAUGGAGAAUCAGUAGUUAUGGGACCGGAGCUGAUCCUGCAGACUAUUGA